This is a messenger RNA of Pseudopodoces humilis (Tibetan ground-tit), 4811 nucleotides long. NCBI's taxonomy places the organism in Eukaryota, Metazoa, Chordata, Aves, Passeriformes, Paridae. The record is from RefSeq and is a predicted model, not a curated record.
AUUCCAUUACCACUCCCCUGUGACAGGGAGUGGACCUUUAAUUAUAGAUAGCAGAGGGUCACGAGCUUGGGAUUUUCCAGAAUUUACGUCAGUAGAAAGACUGAGAUUUCCAAAUGAGUUUAGAAGACAAGUAUCCAACCAUGAUUUAAACAUCAAUAGCAUCAGAUAAAGAGGUUUUUAAUAUUUCUAAAAAAAAAAAUUUGCUUAAGUUAGUAAGACUAUUUACAUUUUUGAGAUUCUAACUUCACCUGAAACUGUUUUAAACCACUGUUAAUUUUUACCUCUGUUUCAAUAUUACGCAAUAUAAUUGCUUCAGUUCUCUAUCUUUUGCUUUUUUUUUUUAACAGAACUGUACAUCAUUGAGCAACAGUUCUGAUCUCUGGUCAUUAAGUAGCUCUGAAGUAAAUUAUACUUUUAAUUUGAUUUAUGAUACAGGCAGCUCACUGUUAUGAUCCAGUCUGGCAAAUUUUGUGCUUAUGUCUGUAUUUUCUUUCAGAAAAAGUAAUUAUAAUUUCAACAUACUAGAAAGUGAUAGAGAAAUAUUUGUGGUACACUUAUAAUAAAUUGUCAUGAGUCAUACAGGGUUCCCUCUGCAGUUUAAAAGCCUUUCUUUGAUAAAAAGCAUGAGCUCCACAGUAAUAAUCCACUGCAGAACUUUUAAAAGGACCAUUUAAUAUUAAGAUCAAGCUACUUGUAAGAUGGUAGAGCUUCCAUUAAAACUAUGAACAUAUUCUAAUUAUAUAUCUUUUUAUUUUUUUUUUGUAAGGCUGCAUAUGAAUAUUUUAAUAGUAUGACUGAUAUAAUUCAUCCUUAUGCUUCCUAUUUUUAAGGAGAGAUUGAGGCAGCUAUUAUUAAGUAUUUAGCACUUUGUACUCAGCAACAAUUUAAUUUUCUAAUGCAGAGACAGACAAAUUUAUGCAGGCAACUGAAAUGGGUAUUUUGUUGGUGCAUCAUGUGUCGUAUUUUGGUUCUGAACACGUUUAGGUGAGAUCCUCAAAUGAUGUCUGCAGGCCAAGACACCUAUAACUCCUAACACAUCCAUAGCUCAGCUGGCAGGAGCCAAUUAAUUUGGAAAUCCAAUCUAAAUAUGGUGUGGAUCCAUCUCUGGGAUCAGGAUGUUCAGGACAGUUGCUGAGAUACCAAACACAGUUUAAUAUUAACUUGUGUUUCACAGCAAACCCUGUGAAGUUGGCGUAAGUAAGCUUAGCAUUCACUGCCACCCAAAUGCUGCUUGCCCCUGAAACAACUUGUGUUUUGUACAAAAACAGCUGCCCCAGGAAAACUGAGGUUCUUCCAAGGAAAUGUUCCCUGUUCUACUUACCCAUGCAGCAGAAUAAUGACUGAACAAAUCGGCUGGCCCUGCUUCCUCGCUGGAUGUGAAGCACUGGAAUACUUGAAAGGAUCACCCUUAGGAGUCAAUGUUCACAUGCUGAAUUUAUUAUCUACUCUCCUGAAGCAAGAAGAGGGAGGAAAAAAUAUCUGUUAACUCUUUGAAGUAGUGAGGUGUUUGUGAAUCACAACUUUACAGACAUGAAAGAUUUGCUCAGAAGGGCUGAAAAAUAACGUCUUGCAACUCAAAGUGUUCCAGAAGCUGGUUACUUUGUGUGCUUUCAAAAUGAGCAGUGAAGACGAAAUAAAGGAAAGCUUGGAUGCGGAAUUUGAUCGCUUUGUUGUGGCUAUGAAGCCCUAUGUGCUUAACCUGCAGCAUAGUUCAGACAGAAAAAGAUGCUCACUAUGGAUUAAAAAACUCUGCAAACCCUCAGGAACAGGCAUAGGAAUAGUGGGAAGGGAGAAUCGAAACUUGUAUGCAAAACUGUUGCUCCACAUGCUGCAGAGAGGAGUUCUGGAUGGUCCCUUCAGCCAAAAACCAGAGGAGGGAAUGCUGAGAACUUUGCCUGCCUACAUGUCCGUUUAUUUUGAUGAACCAAUUUCACCAAGAUUUCGGAACAGCAGCGCUGACUGCUUACCUGAGUGGGUGGUGGGAGAGCUGGGAAACCAUGACAGUAACAUAUCCUCUGUGGAGGGCUCAUCUUCAGCAACACCUGCACAUGGGGAAAGAUUCGGUGAGAAGCCAUCAGCAGUGUCCUGUUGUCUGCUUUCUCCUCACCGGACAGAUGAAGAUGACCUAGGCACGUCACUGUCUGAUGAUCAGCACAAAAGAAACUUUUCAUUGGAUGAUGAUGACCUUGAAGCACGACUCAAUAGUUGGAAUCUUGGGAUAGAAAACCCCAGAUAUCUGCGAGAAAAACGGGUGACUUGGAUGACACCUAAAAUUGACCUUGGACAGAGCAGCCCCUCUCGACAAAACCAUGAGCUGUUUCGAAUGCAGGAGAAAGAGCUGGAAAUGAAAAUGAAAAUAGCAGAAGGUAAAUUUCACGAAGAAAAACUGAAAUUACAACAGAAGCACGAUGUUGAUGUUCAAAAGAUUUUGGAUAGAAAGAAUGAUGAAAUAGAUGUGCUGAAGUCCACCUACAUAGAGAAACAAAAAGAAGCUGAGGAGACAAUAAGAAAACUGGAGAAAAAAGUUCAGACCCUUGUUCGUGAGUCCCAAGUUGUGAGAGAAGCCAAAGAGCAGCAGAUUGUGGAGCUGAAGAAGUUGUGUGAGCAAAGCAAUGAUUCCUUGAACAAUGAGUGGGAGAAAAGGCUCCUGGAUGCCGUGGCUGAGAUGGAGAAGGAGAAGUUCAGCAUCCGGAAGAAGCACACGGAAGAUAUGCAGGAGCUGCUGGAGGAAACCAACGCCCGGCUGGCCAAGAUGGAGCAGGAGUAUUUGCAGCAGACACAGUCAACUAAUGAGACAGUGGAAAAGCUGGGGGCCCGUGUGCAGCAGUUGACUGUUGAGGCUGAAAAUAGUAAUUUACAGCGUCAGAAAUUAUCUCAGGAGAAGACUGAGGUAGAACAGCGUUACCAGGAGGUCUGCUCCCAACUUCAGGACCUGAAAGCAAGGUACGACUUACUUCAGAAAGACAAGGACCAGAUUACUCAGGAGUACAAGGAGAAAGUUCAGCAGCUACAAAGUAAAUUUGAAGUUGAUAGAGAUUUUCUGAAGAAGGAACAAGCUCAGCAGACAUCUGAUGUGAUUGCAGAAUUACAGCGUGGAAUGGCUCUGUUGAAACAACAAUUGCAAGACUGUGAACAUCAAAGGCAGCAAGAGCUGAGGGAUCAAGAAUACAAGGUUCAGCAGGACAAGCUUCAAUUGCAGCGUGCAUAUGAGAAACAGAUUCAUGGCAUUCAGAAUGAUCUGGAUAAAGAAAGAGGGGAUGCUCAAAAGAAAAUUCGUCACCUGGAACAGGCUCUGAAGGAGAAGGAGGAGCAGCUGAGGCGGGUGACGGAGGUACAGAGGCUGCAGGCCCAGCAGGCAGGCGCUGCCCUGGAGGAGUUUAAGCGGCAGGUGGAGCUGAACUCAGAGAAAGACUCUGCUGAAAUGAAACAGCGGAUAGCAGAGGUUGAAGCAGAUCUGAGCAGAUCAAAAUUGCUCCGGGAAAAGCAAGCCCAAGAAUUCUCCUGGCAGUUGGAUGAGAUCAAGAAAAGAUAUGAACAACAGAUAGUGGAGCUGAAGCUGGAGCAUGAACAGGAGAAGACGCACCUAUUCCAGCAGCACAACGCAGUGCAGGACUGCCUGGUCCGAGACCAUCAACGGGAGAUCGAGAAACUGGAGAAGCAGCUUUGCGCUACCAUGGCAGAGCACGAGAGCCAAACUCACGAGAGCAGGAAACGAGACGGCCAGGUGAUCUCAGGUUUGGAGAUCCAGAUCCGCAAGCUGAGGGAGGAGCUGAUCCAGGCGAACGCUCUGCGGAACCAUCAGCUGCUGGACCUGAGCCUCCAGCGGGACGAGGAAAAGCUGAAGGCAGCUCGAGACAAGGAGGCAGCACUGAACAGUCUGAGGAUGGAGAUGGAAAAAGUGAUAUCAGACAUGAAAAUGAAGCACACAGCAGAGACAGAGGCAGUCUUGAAUAAGGCCAACAGCCAGCUGAGGCACACCAAGGAGGAGUUCCGCCAGAAACUGGCCAAGUGCUCGCAGGAGAUAGCUGAACUGAGGACAACCAUUUCCUCCCUGACAGAGAAGAACAGCCGGCAGCAGCUUGCGGCGGAGCAGCGGCUCCAGGAAGUUGCACAGAAGUUGGAAGAUGAGAAGCAGCAGCUGAUGACAGAUAAUGACAGAGCAAUCAAGGCCCUGCAGGACGAGGUGGAGAAUUACCGUGGGCAGGUUUAUGAUGCUCAGAGGAGGCUCCAGCGCAAUGAGCUGAAGGCCCAGGAGCAGUUGAUUACUAUACGAGAAGAAUAUGAAAAAAUACUCAAAGGGCUGAUGCCAGCAUCUUCCAAAAAGGAACUUGAAGACAUCAUUUCAUCUUUAAAAUCUCAGGUAAGUUUUCUGCAGAAAAGAGUCCUCCAGGAAGACCUGAACGCCUACCACGCCAAAAAGUAACCAUUGAUGGAUUGUGGGAUCUCUGUGAUUGCCAAAUGGACUGCUUUGAAUAGGUUUGAAGAUUUGGCUCUUGUAAAUUUUAAUGCAAAGAUUAGUGGUUCUUUUGUUAGCACAAAAAAAUGAACUUCAUGAAAACAUAUUCAUAGCUCAUGCCAGCCUGGAUUUUGUUGUAUCUUCCUUCCAUUAUUUUUUUUAUCAUUAUUUUAUUACAGAUUUAUGCUUUUGAUACACGGUUUGACACCAUGCUGAGCUCGCUUACCGAGCAAGUAGACUUUGCUCUACUAAUAUUUUUGUUACUCCUUUCCAAUACCAUCUUUUUCACUUUUAAACAUGAAGAAAAUCCCAUUUUCUAUUAUUAUUGCCCAAGAUAUUUCAACAUAUUUUAACA